GGCAUGCAGAAGAGAUACGUACAAUUUAUUUCUGUGGAAUUUCGUGGGAAUUCUGAGACUCUACAAUGUCUAGGUUUUCUAGUUUGACAAAGUGGAGGUUUCCAAUUGUUUUUGGAAGUGUUCUUGCUGGAUUUACAACGGCUUUCGUGUUCAGACAGAAGUUCAUGCCAGAUACUGAGGAGCUUCACCGUAAACACAAACAGGAAGACCAUGAGAGCUUUGGCGAGAUGAUGGCUCACAAGAACCGCGUCAACGAGCAGAGGGCUCACAUCAUCGAAGAGAAGAGGAAAUCCAAGGAUGACGUCAAACCGUAGUGAAACCACAGACUGAAAUCUUCAAGAUGGGUCUCUGAUUGAUUGGACUUCAUCAGCUGUAAAUUGCUUUUAAAAGAUAGAUAUUUGCUGGAACGCUGAGCAUGCAUGAUUGCUGUAUAGUAUUGAACUUUUGACAACCUACAAAUGAAGGGAUGUUUUUGAAGUGAAAACGCUGAUUAUGUGAUUACGCCCAGAUUGUAGAUGGAUGUGAUUAUGCCCAGAUUGUAUUGAUUACGCCCAGAUUGUAUUGAUUACGCCCAGAUUGUAUUGAUUACACCCAGAUUGUACGUAGCUGAUGUGAUUACGACCAGAUUGUAGAGCUCUGCAUGUGAUUACGCCCAGAUUAUAGUGAUUACGCCCAGAUUGUAGCUGCAUGUGAUUAUGCCCAGAUUGUAGAGCUCUGCAUGUGAUUACGCCCAGAUUAUAGUGAUUACGCCCAGACUUUAGCUGCGUGACCCAAAGUAACAGCUUCAUCAAACUAGAAGCUAUAGAAGUCCAAAAGGCAUAAACCUGAUUUGCCUCACAGCUUAAUAGAAGCAAAGGUUUCUCAGACUGUUUUGACUUGAAGGGAGUGAACUUCGUUUGGAAGUGAAAACUCUGUUUAUGUGAUUAUGUCCAGAUUGUAGACUGCAUGACCAAUAGUAGCAUCAGCAUCAUCAAACUACAUGUAGAAGCUAUAGGAAAAAAAAAAAGGCAUCCACCUGGUUUGUCUUAUUGCUUAAUUUACAUUGAAGCGAAAGGACGCUUUCUCAGACUCUUUUUUACAUUGAAGGGGAGGUACAGUUUACGUACGAUUCUCAGUCUGUUUUGACCUGAAGGGAGUGAUCUUUGUUGCGUUUUGAAGUUACCGUCAUGACAGAGGUGCCUCAAGGGGAAUGUGCCCAGGGAGACAGAAUCACAUCCAGGGGACAUCCACAGCACAAUUCAUCAACUCAAAAGCACUCAGAGUCUCUAUUAACAGAUGGGGUACCCUCUCUGCAUGAGGAGACUGCUCAGAGUAGGUGCAGCGAAUCUGGAGAGGCAAGCUCUGGAGGCACCUCCGAAGAGGUGGGAAAUGGUUCUAAGAGGUCCAAGACAUCGGCGGCGACACGAAGAGGCAAGCUAUCUUUACGCCAGGCCAAAUCAGCGAGUCGCCAGGCCAAAUCAAAGGCACCAAGGGAGGUGAUCAAAGCUAUUUUAGGAGAGACCACUUUGAACCAGAGCAGCGACUUCAAGGAGCCUGUUGUACGAGGGUCGAUCAAUGCAUCGAAAGGCAAACGAAGGAUUGGGAGUGCCCUCAGCAGACCUAAACAAAACAGACCCUCAAAAGCCACAGCUCUGUCCGAGUUGAGCAGUAGUACUGACGCUUGUCAGGGCGUCAAAAAAAGUGUUGAGAGACCGAAAAAGACUGGCGAACCAGAAACUAGAAAAGCUGGACACACUGCGGCCAAUGUCUCGACACCAAAAGAUUCAACCAUCAAAGGAUGCUCAGUUUAUGUGUCAAUGUUGAGUACAGAGUCUUUUCCCCGAGAGUCAAAGAAUCUUGACUUGAAGAACGAGGUGACUUUACUAGAGGUCCAGUCCACCACACAGCCAUCCUUGAUCUCGACGCAUUCAGCACAAGUCCUCAACAAUGACGACCCGUGCCAUCUUGGGUCAUCCUCUGAACGAAAGAGCACUGAUUCUAAAAUCAGACCCUUGUGCCCAGAUGAAGGGACUACACAGAAGCACUGUCCACUUUGUGGAGAAACGUUCACAGCAGAAAGUCUAAGGAAACACACUCAGAAGUGUCUACACCAACGAUUUGCAGCAAAGACAUGUGAAAGCAUGGGUUACUCUGACGAUACCAGCGGCGAUGAGGAGCUCGCUCGACGUCUUCAGAAGCGUGAAGAUGAGAAGAGACAAGAGGAGUUGCUGACUGAGACUGAGACGUACUUCUGUCAUGUCUGCCAACGGGAACUCACACACAUGAACUCAACAAGAAGGGGGCAGCAUAUCAACAGGUGCAUCGAUAAUCUAGAGAAAAUUGAGCCUCCAGAUGUGAUCGACAACAGUAGACCACAACCAGCCUCAAGGAAUAUCCCAGACUGUCCCAUCUGUGGAAAACAUUUCAAAGCUAAGAAGACGAGGGAAUCUCAUCUCAAGAAGUGUGCCAGAGAGAACAGCGUAAAGCCCAUGCAGCUGAUUGCCUUAGUGAGGAUUCAGGAAGGGGCAUUUGAACUACACCCAGCCCAGGGUACAGGUGCAAUAGCACCCUCGGUUUCUGCUGGGACUGGGGUGUCACAGGGUACAACGGUUGGAACAGGGGUAUCACUGGGUACAAUGGUUGGAUCCCUGGGCUCUUCGGGCAGGGGUGUCGCAACAGGCGUGGCCACAACAAACACUGGGCGUGUUGGCAUUUUGGGAGUGCCUGGAACAGGGGUGCCACUGGGUACCACAGUUGGAACAGAGGGCAUAGCACUGGGCUCUUCUGGCCGGGGCGUCACAACAGGCGUGGCCACCACACACAGUGGGCGUGUCGGUGUUUUGGGAGUGCCUGUUGCUGCUACUACAACGCUUGGUGAGAGCAAUUUCACAUCGAUGACUAACACAAGGACAGACGGCAUAGCGGGGACCACAUUGGAUACUGCUGGUGGCAAGCAGAGCACAGGUGUGUUGGAAGCUGCCACAGGGGAUCGGCUUUUGUCUACUAGACCCUCUGGAUCCAGAAGGGGUAGGCCUGCUGCCAGAGGGAGGAAUGCCACAAGAGGGAAGUGCAAGAGGAAACAUCAGACCGUAACUGAGGCAGUGCCACUGGAUGAAGAAACCCGGGUAGCCCUAGCAUUAUCCGCCUCGCUCAUUCAGCAACCUGACUCUCUUGGGUCAAUAGAGGGCGCUGAUGGACAGAUAACGUCAGAGCCGGCUAAACCUCCUGGGAAGCGUGGACGCAAGAAGAGGACCACAAAGAAAGAAACAGUCAAGGAAGUCCCCAUGCUUAUUCAGAGAACAGAGGACGAACGUAAACGAGUUUUAGGAGAAAGAAUGGCAGAUAUAAUUCUACCGAAGGGUAAUCGUAGUGUACAGAAAACACCGAUAAUGAAACAGAGCAAGGUCGCCGGGAAACACAAACUGUCACCAUGGAUAUGGAACACAAGGAAGCGAGCAGUUGCCAGGCGAGCACAUCAAACGAGCGGCACUAAGCGCGCUAAUUUGACGCAGGAGUCGGCCUUGAUUGAUGAGCAGAGACAUGGACCUUUGCUCCUGUGGAGUCUAGCGUCAGCCUCUGAUCCGUGUAGCCAGACUCCUUUCUACGUUCCUCAAUUAUUGCCAGUGGUCACCCCUCAGAAGAGAAGGACAUCACAACGAGGGAAAGACAUGAAUAGAAGAGGCUCAUUGCCUAGGAUGCCAAGUCCUGUACAGUCCAGUCAACAGAAAUCUGUCAUUUGUGAGGCCACAUCACCACCAUUGAGUUCCCCUCUCAGUCAGGGCGCUUCAGCCACACAGUCCUUUGGUGGAAGCACCUGUAGGUUGUUGGCUGAGCUGGCUGCAGAGAGUGCAGACUGUCCCUACACACAGCACAGUCAGACCAGUCUCAUCACGGCAAGUGGGUUCAUUCCAACCGAUGGUGACGAUGAGGAGGAGAGACAAGAUGGAGAACGAGACAAGAAGGAAGAUGAAGAUGAGGUGGAUGAACAGAGGACAGAUGGGCAUACUGUGACCGAACAUGAGCACAGUGUUCUUUGCAACCUCUCGGAGAUGGUCAACAACAGGAGUUUAAGCGAUUUACAAUUGUUAACAUCCGAUGGUUCCACAAUCAAUGCACAUCAGUUCCUGAUCAAGCUCAGAUGUCCCCUCUUGGCAAAGCUAGUUGAAGAAACUCUGCCAUGCAGUGACAGCAAUCAAGUAAAGACAGUUGACUUGCAGGAUUAUAGAUGCACUGCCAUUCUCUCCAUUCUGGAUUUCAUCUACGCUGGCAAACUGACUGUAACCAGCACAGACGCCAAGCAGGUGGAACUAUUUGCUAAGAGAUUUUCCUUACCGGCAUUGCAUGAUUAUUGCGCUACUCUAUCCAGUGAUAUCGUCCACCCCUCCCUGGCAUCAAAGUCCGUUGAACCAACACAAGCAAAAGAAAUGUUCCCCGAGGAACAACAGGAGAAGACAUCAGGACAGGACAGCGACACCUUCGUUGAGAAAGGCCUGGAUGAGCUCAUACAGAGCUUAUGGGAUAGUGAUAGCAACCAGGACAGUGACAGAAGUCACAGCUUUGACAAUGACGACGUCAGUGACCAGGAGGUUGAGGAGUUGAAGGCAUCCUCACAGCCAAGGCGGAGGAUUUCUCAUCAGGCCACCGACACGGAGAACGACACAGAAGAUAAAGAAGAAGCCCCAGAUGAGCAGGAGCUGGAGGAGAUCUACGAGUUCUUCAGCACCCAGAGGCAGAAGAAUACCCAAAGAACUGAAAACCUUUCAGGCGUGACGGAACUGUCCAUGAGUGAUGGAAGUAGUGACGAGUAUGAGAACGUCAUUGCUGUGGAGGACAACUCUCAUAAUGUCAGCACAGACUGCAGGAGACUGUCCCUUAGUAUUAUUGAUCAGCUUCAAAGGAGCUGCUCGCCACAAAAUCAGAAGUCCAACACCUCGUUAGAUCAAGUCUCAAUUGAUCUUACUGCAUCACCGAACAGCAGCUGCAUCGCCCCAAAGCGGAGAAAGAGUCAAGACACCUUAGAGCCAUUGCCUUGUUUUGUACGCAUGGAAAAGCUUUCCAGUGAUAUGACUGUAUCCCCAAUGAAAGAGAAUCAAGUCGCUCUAAAAGUCAGCUCCUGUCUGGAGAGUCAGAAGAACUUAAAAUGUGGCGGAGGGGAGAGUAGGUUCGGGGAACAUGGCGAGAAGAUUGUGAAACAGGGAGAACAGGCGAAUUGCAGGAGAGAACCUUUAGGCGAAGACUGCAGCUUCAGGAAAGAUACAGAUGCCACACUUGCUGAUGUUAGGGAUAGCAUCUUUUAUUCGGAUGAUGACAAAGAAGUAGAAGCAAUGGACACCAGCCAGUCCUCACCGGAUGAUAGUCGACAAAGAAGCAGGAGUCCGAGUCCAAGGAAUGAUGGGAAACAGAUCAAAAACCAACCUUGCGAUGAGGAUUCAUUUUUGAGGAAUCAACCUUUCAUAAGGGAAAGCCAACUAGCCAAGGAAACAAAGUUCAAGACUGGAGCUUCCGAUUUGAUGAGUUCAACUCUCGGCCCAUGGAAGCCUGACGCCAUGCCAGCAGUUAAAACCAGUAGUCCGUCAAAGUCCAAACCAAGAACAUGCGUGUUUUCAGCGUCUAGUCAAUCCAGCAUGGACGAUGAAUCAGUCCUCCCCUUUGUUGAUGUCAGGAGCCAGCCAAGUCCUGGCAGACCCCUGACCUCAGAGAGUUGUUCAUGGAAGCCUGAGACCAGACUAGUAGAGAGAAUCCUUAGUCCCUCAAGGUCCAAACAAAGAACGUGUGGGAUGGCACCGUCGGCUUCUAGUCAAUCCAGUAUGGAGGACAAAUCAGUCCUGCCCUUUGUUGUUGUCAGGAGUCAGCCUAAUCCAGACAAACCCCAGACCUCGGAGUGUGUUUCUGCGGGGAAACCACUCUGCCAGAAACCUCUCUGCCAAGAGAAGGGGCUGGUUAGUGACUCCCGCAGUUCUAACGAUGGAGUCAUUGGAACUCAUGAGACGAGCAACAACGAUGUGAUUGAUCUGUCACGAAAUGAUGAUGAAGAUGAAGAUGCAACUGACAGGAAAGAAGAUAGCAGCGGAAACCCACCACAGGAUUCAGAUAAAGAUGAUUCCUGGAUUUUACCACAAACUCCUCCAUCGUUGACAUCCAAAAGUGCAGCAGUGUCGGUUUACCACAAGCCCCCACUCAAACAACAAGAUGCCGUCAAACCAGUAAGAGCAAGGAAAUUCAACUUCAAAAGGCGUGAAAAAACAAGUGAUGAUGAAUUGACUUCUGGAAGGACAGAAUCUAAACAAUGUCCUGAUCAAAUUACUGUGAAGCCGUUUUCAAGGGAUGGUUUCCUGUCUGUCACGGAAACACCAGCUGCCUUCAGGGCGGAUACAAGCAAGAUCAGGGAUUCAUCAACGCCCAUUUAUGAUCUCAAACAAGAAAGGGUUUCUCACAAGCAGGGUCAUGUCUUGCCAAGAUUAUCUCCUGUGGAGAUAGACACAGAUUCUGAUCAGAAGCAAGAUGAGAAGCUGCUGGGUUGUGUGAAGUCUCCAUUUAGGGUGGCGAUUUCACCAAGACGACACGUCAGACCGCUAGGAGGUCUGAACGAUGCCAGCCCAGAUCUAAGAACUCUCACAAAAGGCAUGAAAGAAGGUUCAAAGGAUGACCUCAUGGAGUUUGAAGGUUUAGAGCCAAAAACCUUAUCCCAAAUAUCAAAUACUUCAGUGACAUUCGGCAAAGAUCAUGGACUUGAUGAAAGGAGGCAAGUCUUGUCCGAUGUUUCCGUCACACCUAUAAGAUCGACACCAGACUGCUUUGAUGCUGAUACUCCUUUACUCAUUUGUUCCAUUCCAGCACCGGCUAUUUCACCCUCGCCUCCCCCAUCCCCAACCUUUGUAAAAGUCCACAGUGCAACGAGCCUGCGCGGAUCGCAGGAUAGCUUGGAUGAAACCAUUACAGAUGAGGGAAAUACAGACCAUGGAAGCUCUAGCUUGCGAUGUAAAAGGAAACUACAAGACUCUGACGAUCUUGAGGUACCGCCAAAGCGACCGAAAAGCCACACCUCUCAGUCAACCUCCUUCAUCGGAGCAAAUUGCGUCAGUCCCCUUUGCAUUUCUGAUGAGGAUGAAGAUGUUCUCAUCUCAACUGAAGAUGAAAGUAACAAGAACAUCUUGAACUCUAAAGACGGCAUGACAGCCUCUUCGCUAGAGGGCGACGCUCCUCCCUGGUCAAGCCAGCUCUGUGUUGGUCAAUCUCCUACAAGAGAGUCUCCCGAUUCGGUUACCGUUAUGGAAGCUGAUGAGGUCUUAAUCCUAUUGUCAGAUGAGUCAUCCAGAGACUCCUCAACACCUAGAAUUCAAAUCAAGGAGACACUUUCACCAGAGCACACCGUCUCCUUCGGAGCAGGAUAUCUACAAGUUUCCCCGAUAGGACCGGACAAGAUUUCCUCUUCCUCGGAAUCAUCACCCUCUAAAAAGGAGAUGCUAGAUAUUGAAUCUUCCCCCAAAUCUCAAUCGAGCGCAAACUCUCCCCCGCCGGAGAACGAUUACGAUUAUCAGUUUGCAUAUUUGGGCGAUGACGGAGGUGGAUAUAUGGAUAAUUUCAGCUUCUACGCAGAAAGAGAAGAGAUGCUAAGAGAUGAGAGUUCGGAGCAGGAGAUCAGGAGGCCACAAUGCGGCGGGGGUUUCAGUCCACUAAAAAAGAAACAACAACGUAUAACAAACAAUGAAAGAACCUCCAGGCAUUCCUCAUCAGGGGGUAACCACGGCAACAUGAGUAUCCGAAGCUUCCCGAGUUCGGACGAGGAGAGGUCUCCGCUGCGACCCUCGGGGAGUGCAUCUCAUCACCGAGGCGCAGCAUCUCAAGACGUCUUGUCAGAGUCUGUAUUACUGAGGGAUGAGGCCCAAGAGUUUGGGUGCAGCGAGAGUUUCUUGCAGGAGCUGAAGGCGGGGCACAUCGACGAGGAAGCUGCGUGGGGCGGGGUCAGAGUGACCGGGCAUGGUCCCAGUGAACAACAUCCAAAAAAAGCUGUUUCCGAUGUCGGCAAACCAGUCCUUCAGACGCCAGUGGUCUGUAGGAAGCAACCGCUGGGUAAAGAGACCAUAGAUGAGCUGUACUACCCACCAGCACCAAUCACUCCUAUGCCACCCUUCGAUGACAUGAACACACCACUCCUCAAGAAUGAACUCAAGAGGUUCGGGGUGAAGCCUCUACCGAAGAAGAAAGCUCGUCUGAAACUGAAAGAGAUGUACAACCACACACAUCAAGUGUUAGAAGAUGAUGAUUCAGACUCGGAUAAGUCGGGUCCCAUCACCUUUAAGCUGCCAUCCGCUUCCACCAUACUGACGUCAACAACAUCUCAGAAGCCUACAUCAAAGAAGGCUGCUCCUCCCACCACCAAGACUGCCCCUCCCAUCAAGCCUGCCCCUCCCAUCAAGACUGCCCCUCCCACCAAGGCUGCUCCUCCCAACAAGGCUGCUCAGCAGAGAGGCAAGAAAGCGCCGGCCAAGAGGAAAGGUCAAGAUGCGGAGGACGCUGUGAGGAAUCCUGAGUCCGAGACGGAGGAAGAUGAUCCAUUUACAGAGGAAAACGAAUAUAGUGGAUCAAGUCAGAAUGAUAACGAUUGGGAUGGUGAAGAUGACACUGAUGAAGAUGAGGACGACUUCCCGGAACCUUCCCAGACGACUUCGGCUAACAUUCAAGAAACUAUCAGAGUAUUCAUCAGAACCAAUCCAAGCUGGUAUGGAAAGAUCUUGCUGUACGAGCCCUUGGACAUAGAUGCUUUCCAAGCAGCACUUAAAAGCAGCGGUAUACGCUACUCCAUGAAUAAUCUCAAAGAAUUUCUGGAUAAUCAAAGUAUAACGUACCGAAGUUUCAAGAAAACGACCAACAGACACGUUAGAAAACAAACAAACCCAAAGAGGCUCAAUUUCAAAGGCAGAAGCUCACACCAAGCUGUCCGUCCAACCAGCUGA
Molecule: messenger RNA, 8933 nt
Organism: Asterias rubens (European starfish)
Lineage: Eukaryota; Metazoa; Echinodermata; Asteroidea; Forcipulatida; Asteriidae
Exons: 21
Coding region: 1167-8933 (2588 amino acids)
Biological process (GO): resolution of meiotic recombination intermediates; interstrand cross-link repair; meiotic DNA double-strand break processing
Cellular component (GO): Slx1-Slx4 complex; nucleus
Molecular function (GO): enzyme binding
Source: RefSeq, a predicted model, not a curated record